AUGUCUCAAGGAUAUAACAAGCUAUCUUCGGCGGAUAGUAACGUAUGUUUUUCACAGUAAUAAAUUUAUUGAGGACCAUGUUAACUAAAAUAUUAUAGGCACAACAAAAUAUCCCAGAUCUUAUUGAUCAAGACGGUACGUAUUAUAAAUUCGAUAGAAGCAUAACUGAUGCACUUUCCUCAUAGACAUCGAGAAGACUAACCGUUUAUCUAGAUUUCACGGAUGAACAAUACGUUCUACCAGAUAAUGACGAGAAUACUGCAAGGACGGCCAAAAGUGCUCCAACACAACCACAGCCAGAGGUUGUUCAACCGCAAAUACCUAUUGA
Molecule: messenger RNA, 328 nt
Organism: Debaryomyces tyrocola
Lineage: Eukaryota; Fungi; Ascomycota; Pichiomycetes; Serinales; Debaryomycetaceae
Source: the annotation of a GenBank genome assembly